Molecule: messenger RNA, 2693 nt
Organism: Toxoplasma gondii ME49
Lineage: Eukaryota; Apicomplexa; Conoidasida; Eucoccidiorida; Sarcocystidae
Exons: 5
Coding region: 541-2346 (601 amino acids)
Source: RefSeq, a predicted model, not a curated record
GAACAUGCGCAAGUCGAUGUAGAACGCGGGAAACACAUGUCGAGUAUGUACACCUUUUUGCUUCAUUACAGUGAGAAAUUGCACUUCCCGGAGCAUUCGCGUCUGGACAGCGGUCGUUUAUGUGGUGCGGUUCUUCUCCCGUUUCGCGAGUCGGGUUUCUGUGCUGUCUCCCACGCGACGCAAAGCCCCUACGCGCUGAAUUCCCGUCUCGAUGUCUCCUGAACAGUCCUGCGCCCGAAACACGUAGUUUGGCGUAUGAUUUCACAGGUACGGAGGCGAGUUUUCGUGAGGAAGACUCGGCGGUGUUAAUGGCAACCUCAGGAACAAAAUAGAGUCUUCUCUGGAUAGCUGAAAGCUCCGUCUCAGCAACCUGUGCCCGGCGUCCACAGCGUUUUUGAGUCCAUGGCAACGCCGGAGGAUUCACGGGGUCGAGAAGUAUCCUCGCCAACUUCAAUUUCCUCCGCUUUUUCGUGGCUUUGAUUGCCGCCUUUCCCCAAGAUCCACGCCACUUCUCCGGUCCGCGGUUCCCUCGUUCCUGCCAUGGCACUCCGGAUCGCGGAGGUCUGGAACCCGCGAACGGUUCAGGCCGGGCUUCUCCUGCCGACUUUCUGGGUUUCCAUGGGAGUGCUCGUGCUUGCUGUUUCCCACGUGACGCAUUCCUCUCCUUCGCUCUUGAGGUCGCGCCCUGCCUCGCACAGUACCGGCGGCAUUCUGCAAAUUUAUCCUCGUGUGCAGGGGUCCACCAAGCCUGGACAGCCCCUGGGGUGCCUGCGUUGCUUCUUUCCCUCGGGUGUGCAUACACCGGACGCUUCCAGCGCUCUGUCGAUUUCGAGCAGCAGCCGCUCUCCCGCGCACACUUGUCCGCCGGCGUGCGUCGAAAACGGUGUCAGAAUUCCGAUCGUACCGUCGCCUGCCGCUCUGUCUGACCAGUUCCAGUGUUUUCUCGCGCCCAGUCUGUCCACUGCUUCGCGUUCUCUGUCUCGUUGCUCUCUGCAAGCGCCACGCGCAGGUCUGUCGUCUUUCGUCCACACAGGGUUACCCUCCAGGACUUCUCUCAGUGGCGCCUCCCUUUCUCAGCGGCUUCCUCUCUUCAACGUAGGCGGCCGCCCGAUGCUUUCUGUGACCCCGCUCUCUUCGUCCAAGCUUGGAUCCGUCUCUGAGUCCGAUGGACGGCUAGUUGCGUCCGAUGGACUCGCCACCCCUGGCACGUCGGCGGGUUCCCCUGACAGCCCUCAGUUUCCUUCGUUUCCCUCGAACCCGGCCACCGGCUUUUCCCCCUUCUCAAACGGCGAUUCUGCGGCGCCUCUGCCUGCGCCAGCCGAUCCUAUCUACCCCGCACCUCUGACGGCGGAAACGACCAUGGCGGGGCGGCGCUUGGAAGUCGACCCAAGUGGACCUUUGGGGCAGAUGCAGGCCUUGCUCCGCGAGGGCAUCUACAAAGCAGGUCCCUACAUCCAGGAGUGGCCUCAAAACGAAGAGCGGGACGUCGACAUGCUCGUCACCAAGCUCGAUGAAACCGCUGCAAUUUCACCUGGACAGAAGACUGUGAUUCAACUGCCGUUUCGAGAGCGCGACCGCAUGGUCCGGCACAUGCGGGCGACGCGAUCGGCGACAAUCUUUCUGGGCUACGUGGACUACCGAGAGGAAGGCGACGUGGAGAUUGCGCGUCCCCAGGAGAACCGAAGUGCGUUGACGGGGCCGCCUCCCAACAGCCAAGGCACCAAGGACGACUACAUGCUCAUUGGUUAUGGCGCCAUUGCCGAGCCGACGGAGAUCCACAUGCUGGACAAGAGCGGCGAACUCGGUCUCCGAAUCAUGGGCCGGGUGAAAAUCGUCUCUGUGCUCGAAGCCUCGGAGCUCAGCUUCCGGGUUCGCGUCGUGCCCCACAAAGAUGAGAAUAAACGCGACGGCUUUGUUAACCCGCUGGUGUCAAGAGAAAACAUCAAGGCGCUCUACAGUCUGUACGAUCGAGUUAACAAGAUGGAACUUCUUUACCGGAAGCUGGAAGGAAAGAUGCAUCAAGCCCAUCUCGUGUCCCUGAGACCAAGUCUCGAAGACAAGGUGGACGAAUUCGUCAACGAGACAUCCGGAGCAACAGAACAGGACAUCGGCGAAUGGGUCUCCUUCUGUGCCAUGGAUCAUCACAUCGAUGCUCGAGCAAGGUGCUGGGCUAUGGCACAGCAGGACACGGAACUGCGUCUAGAUGUUGUGAGGCGGUCACUCGAAGACAAGCUUCGGCAGCUGCAGGCAGAAGUCAAACGACUGAAGGACCAGCCGGGGUUCCGCGAUCCGGAAGACGUCAAGGCGCCAAUUUCUGAACCAGUACCGCUCAACAUCAAACUUUGAGGCGCGAAAGAACCUGAACCACAACUGGUGUUCCCCGGAACUUCGUUGUGCCUGUUGAAUUUCUCCAAGUUUAGCCGGUGUCGCGCUCGUUGUACACUGCGGCUACUAGUCUGAGGGAAUACAACUGUAUCCAUUUUCAAUCCAUACGUCAUCAAGAGGAGCUCUUGUGAGACGGGUCGUGGCGCGCUGCAUCCGUUAAACACGCAGCUGUACGUAGGCGUGCCCGUGAAUGUCUUGUUUGCGCUGGAGUACAUGGCGGAAGUCCAUGCAUUGAGUGACACGCAACAGGUAUCGGUCAGCGUUUUGCACUCCUUCAGUCUCGUUUCCGAGAAGGAACAAACUCGAGG